GAGCAUCAUUCAGAACCAGGUAUUUUUCUGUUAAUUUCUUCUAUUUUUUUUAAAAGUGCAGCGGAGGUAAGGGGCCAGUUCUUGCACUUUCUUAGUUGUAUUAAUUGAUUAAUUAAUUACCCACGUAAUUCUCUAGUGUGUAAAUAUCUGAAAUGCAAUCGUGAUUCCAACUCUGUGAAUUCAUGCCUGCCACUAAAGUGCUUUUUUUCCUAGACCUGGGGGGAAAAGAUUUUUUUUAAAGUCCUCUCUAGCUUCACAGAUACACUAGAAGAAAGUUAAUGUCGAAUAUAAAAGCAAAUCCUAUAGAGCAGAUUGUAGUAUGUGAUAUGUGUGAUCAGUAGCGCAGAAAGGCUAGCUUAAAAGUUGCCAUAGGGAAACGUUGUGAGUUGCAAGCUAAACAGAAGAAGCAAGAAGAGAGGUUCUACGUGGAAAUUCCAUAAAAAAUGCUAUUUACUUUCUUGGAGUUACAUGUUCAUGCAUCAUCAGAAGACCUUCCAGUUUUCCUGUUGGAUCACCAUGCUUUAAACCAAAACGAAAGAAAGAAAUUCAGAGUUUGAAAUGGAAAUGUGUGUUCUUGAUGCAUUCUGUUUAAGCCUCUUGGAAUUCUGGAAGAAAGAACCUCUUGAAGAUCUCUCAAGAAUUGAGCCAGAAGGUUUUUUUUUUGUUAAACUGAUAAGAUCAGGGUUGGUUUUGGUUUUUUUUUCCCUUCAUAGCGUAUGAUCUUUUUAAAAUUAUGUCUUAGCUUUAGGCAUUUGAAUGUGGUAAUACCGAAAGCGUUUUUCCAGUUUCUGUGUAGCUAUAACCAUACUGUUAGACUGGCAGCCAUGCCCGUUCCGCAUAUGUCUUUGCUAUGUUUCCCCGGUGAUUAAACCUUGUGCCAUUCUAUUCCUGUUAAAUCUAUAGAAAAUGAGAAAAUGCUCGACAUUUUGGGUGACACUUGUAAAUCUGAAUUCCUUAAAGAAGAUGCAUCCGAAUCGGAGCAGGCGCAGGAAGCAAAUGAACCGUCCCUGGGCAAAAAGGAAGAAGAGGAAGACGCGCUGGCUGCCGGCACCCAGUCGGACGAAGACCUUGUAGAUACAGACAGCCAAUCAGGCCCGGCUGAGGCCAAGAACCAAGAGGACGAAGGAAAGCUCUUAGUGGUAGAGAAAGGGGAGCCGAGCGAACAGACAGUUGAGGAAGACAAACCGGACUCGGACUCUUUAGCGGUAGAGAGCAGGAGUGGAGGUGGAGGUGGAGGUGGUGAGAGUAGCAAAGAAGCCCAAACUCUGGAAGCCUGUAGUGAGGAAACCGCGGAAUCGGACACAGGUCCUCAAGUGGUUAGUCCAGAGGCCGAGAAGAUGGAAGUGAAGGCUAAUGUUGAGGAGGAGCCCUCUGCCACUAGAGAGUCCUCUGCCCCAGAGGGUGGUGAUCAGAACACGAGUUCUGAGGAAUCCAAAGACCCCAAACAACCUUCAAAAGAGGAAAAAGGUCACAGUAGCACUAGCACCGGACGGAACUUCUGGGUCAGCGGCCUUGCUUCCAGUACCCGAGCAACUGACCUGAAGAACCUCUUUAGCAAAUAUGGGAAAGUGGUUGGUGCCAAAGUGGUGACCAACGCUCGUAGUCCGGGGGCUCGCUGUUACGGUUUUGUGACAAUGUCCACAGCUGAAGAAACUACCAAAUGCAUUGCCCAUUGCCACAAGACAGAGCUGCACGGCAAAAUAAUCUCAGUGGAAAGAGCAAAGAAUGAACCUCCAACGAGGAAGCUUCUGGAUAAAAAGGACGGUGAGGGGAAGACUGAAACGUCCUCUGGGGAUAGGACUUCCAGUGCGAAAAAGAAUGAAAAAGCUGAUUCAAAAGAAGAUAGUAACAAAGCAGAUGAAAAAGACGAAAAGGGGAAAGAAGAGCAGAAAUCUGGAUCUGCCGAAAAAUCUAAGACUUCCAAAUCAGGGAGCAAAGGGACAGAAAGAACCGUGAUAAUGGACAAGUCCAAGGGUGAACCAGUUAUUAGGGUGAAGACCACAUCGCGAUCAAAAGAAAGAAGCGAGAAAAGUCAGGAUCGCAAGUCAGAGAGCAGAGAAAAGAGCCGAGAGCGACAGGGCUCCGUGCCAUUCAACAAAACCAGAGACAAGCGACCGAAUGAAGAUCAGCACCGCGGUGAUCGUCGAGAAAGACAGCGCUUGCGUUUGCAAGCCAUCUGGGAGCAGGAGGAGCGGAAGAGGUUGGAGAUCACCCGCGAGAAGCUGGAGUUUGAACGGGCGCGCCUGGAGCGGGAGCAGAUGGAGCGGGAGCGGCUGGAGAGAGAGCGGAUGUACAUUGAGCACGAGCGGAGACGAGAGCAGGAACGGAUCCAGCGGGAGAGAGAGGAACUGCGGCGGCAGCAUGAGCAGCUGCGCUACGACAAGGAGAGGCGCGUGGCCCUGCGGAGGCCGUAUGACAUGGAUGGCAGGAGGGAUGAUCCCUACUGGCCAGAAGCCAAGCGGAUGCCAAUGGACGAUCGUCACCGCUCCGAUUUCGGCCGCCAGGAUCGGUUCCAUGACUUUGAUCACAGGGAACGUGGACGGUACCAGGGCCAUCCUCUAGACAGGAGAGAAGGGUCACGGGGGAUGAUGGGAGACCGAGAGAGGCAGCACUAUGCAGAGGAACGCCACAGGGAUCCAGAUCGCCACUCCAGAGACGGCUGGGGCGGCUAUGGGUCAGACAGGCGCAUGAACGAGGGGCGGAGAAUACCUCCACAGUCCCGAGAUGGACGUGACUGGGGGGAUCACAUUAGAAAAUUUGAAGGCCACCCUGAUCGCUCCUGGCCAAGCAACGAUGAUGGGGGCCCACCAGGACGUGAACAUGAGCGAUGGCGAGGUGGGGGCAGAGAACGGCGUGGCCACAUAAUGCCGCGAGGUGGAAUGUCUGGACAAGGAUUCAUCCCAGGUGGCCGGCAGGAACAGACUGCCCAGGGAGAGGGCUUUGCUGGACAAGAGAGGGGAAACCGACCCAACGACCCCCGGUUCAGCUGUCACUAUUGAAUGUUUUUAUUGUUUUUAACUGUACAAAUGGCAACCAAGACGAGGGACAAAGAUACUCGACACUACGACUCAGUGUACCACUGACUGUGACUCUUAAGUUAACCUUCAUUGUUUCACUUCCUAGCUCAGUAUGUGAAGCCAUUCAUAUUUUUUUUUUUUUGUAACGUGUUUCUGUAGGUGCUGCCGCACACGCUCAUCCUUUCAAAGAAAACGUGUUUCUUUUACGAGGCAUUCCAUUUUCUAUAAAUAAAAGAAAAAAAAGUACAA
Messenger RNA from Pantherophis guttatus, 3266 nucleotides. Lineage: Eukaryota; Metazoa; Chordata; Lepidosauria; Squamata; Colubridae. The record is from RefSeq and is a predicted model, not a curated record.